Molecule: messenger RNA, 1351 nt
Organism: Musca vetustissima
Lineage: Eukaryota; Metazoa; Arthropoda; Insecta; Diptera; Muscidae
Product: netrin receptor unc-5-like
Exons: 5
Source: RefSeq, a predicted model, not a curated record
AUGCAUCGUAAAACAAAUCUACGAAGAUAUCGUUUCCUGAUCACGUAUCUGCUAAUAUGUUCCUGGUGGUGUUAUUGUUGUUGUGUCAACAGUUUGCCAGCCAAAGCCUCAGCGCCAAAGGAUUCAUCCUCACUGCUAUUGGCGGCGGCCGAUUCUGCCGAAGAGGAUGAUGUUUUUAGUAAAUUUGAAGAUAUCAGUGAUGAACUGAUGGUGGAUGGUGGUGAAGAGCAUGAUAUGUUGAGGGGCAGCAGCAGCAGCAGUGGGAAGGGUGGAGGAGGAUCCCAUUGGAAUAAAUUGGUAGAUGUUGAUGCCUCAUAUCCUGAUAGUGCAGAUGUUUUUAGCCAAGGCAAGGCGGCUUUGGCUCCAGUGUUUCACGAGGAGUCGCUGGCUGGGGGUUUGGGACAUUCCGGAGAGGCUUCUUCGGCCUCCGGUUCCUCCUCGGCAAGUAAUGUCAAUAAAAGUGUCAUAGCUGCUGGUACCCUGGAUGAAUUUGUCACUGGCAAAUUGGGAGCCUCAGAGACCGGGGUGACGUUGCCCUAUUUCCUAACUGAACCGGAAAGCGUUUAUGUUGUUAAAAAUCGUCCAGCCAUAUUAAAAUGCAAAGCAGCACAUGCCCUGCAGCUGCAUUUUAAAUGUAGCGGCAGUUCACAACCCCCGCCCUCAACACACGACAAACACGUGGAUCCGCAUACGGGGGUGCAUUUGGAGGAAGUGACUGCAACCAUACACCGUGACCUGGUGGAUGAAUACUUCGGCAAGGGCCCAUUCAAAUGCGAAUGCCAUGCCUGGUCGUCGAGGGGUGUUGUGAAAAGUCAAGCGGCCACCGUGAAUAUUGCAUAUAUGCGCAAACAAUUUGUCACCUCACCCACAUCAUUGCGUGUGGAGGUUGGCACUCGUGCCGAAUUGUAUUGUGAACCACCCAGCGGUUUUCCCGAACCCAAUGUCAGUUGGUACAAGAAUAAUCUACCCAUAACGGAGAACAAGGACAUUGGUCCGACGGUGUCGGCCACGGGGACAUUGGCCUUUCGUCAGGUUACAUUGCAGGACAUGGCCAACUAUACCUGUGUAGCGGAAAAUAUUGCCGGUAAGCGUAAUUCCGAUUCGGCGGUUCUCAUUGUUUAUGUUAAUGGCGGUUGGAGUUCCUGGAGUUCGUGGCGUGACUGCAAAUGUCCCGGUAAGCCGGCCCAGGGUCGCAAACGUACUCGCAUGUGCAAUAAUCCGAUACCCAUGAAUGGUGGAGCCGAAUGUUCGGGGCCGACAAUACAAAAAUCCGCUGAUUGUCUACCCUGUCCCGAUGAGACACAAAUUGUCAAUACCGAAGGUUUUGAUGUGGCACCAGCCGUGAAGAGAG